Molecule: messenger RNA, 668 nt
Organism: Anneissia japonica
Lineage: Eukaryota; Metazoa; Echinodermata; Crinoidea; Comatulida; Comatulidae
Exons: 3
Coding region: 222-584 (120 amino acids)
Source: RefSeq, a predicted model, not a curated record
GGAAAAAAUACUAUACAAGAACACUGAUGUAAAGAACAAACCUAAGUCGGGCAGAAUAUUACCUGUCCCUAAACUGGAUCAUCCAAAAUUAAGGCAAGCAGACUGAAAUUACCAGCAUUUAAUGAAGCAUUUCCAGUUGACCAUGAUGGGUAUCGACAUCUGCAAGACGCUGGAGAAAGUGGGCAUUAAUUUGCGGCAAUUCUGAAAGAUGUUUUGACUAGAUGGAUAGAAUUACCAGAUGCAGACAAGUUAUGACAUUUUGCUACGAGAACAGUUUACAGAUAGAUGUGGGCGAGUCGGAGUUGGACACGUUGCUAGAAACUGCAGGCAGUACAGACAAAUGUGCCGGUUUAUCUUAUUCCAAGACAUGUCAACCGAAAUCUACUUUCCAUGAAGUAGAUAGUAACGAAGAUCUAGAAGUGGAUAAAUAUAAACCAGACAUAAGUGCUUGCAUGGUUGAAAGGAAAGUAGCAUCAUUAGAUGACUGCUGCUGCAUAGAUGAAGAGGGUAGUCCGGUAACGCCUACACGUGGGCAUUUUUUCUAUUAUGAGCGCAGCUUGUACAAUUUACUAAGAGAAUACUAGUUUCCACAGGUACUGUUGGUUCGCAUUCAGUUUCUGUUCUCCGUGACAGUGAUGGCAUGGUGUGGUGUUAAAUAAAGGAUUUGU